Messenger RNA from Nematolebias whitei (Rio pearlfish), 2160 nucleotides. RefSeq names its product synaptogyrin-1. The record is from RefSeq and is a predicted model, not a curated record. The coding region runs from base 209 to 910 and encodes 233 amino acids. The transcript is spliced from 4 exons. NCBI's taxonomy places the organism in Eukaryota, Metazoa, Chordata, Actinopteri, Cyprinodontiformes, Rivulidae. Gene Ontology annotation, cellular component: synaptic vesicle membrane; neuromuscular junction.
GAGGAGAGGAGGGGUUCAAGCGCGCACCCAUCGGUGAGGUGGCAGCGGUUCUCAGCGGCUGGAGCAGAACCCGGGGAUUUAUUUAUUUAUAUUAAUUUGUAUUUAUUUUUAUUUUUAUUUAUGUGUGCGCGUGUGUCCGGUGCUCACACCCUGUGCCUUUGAAGCAGCAGUGGGGAAGGAGAGAGGAGGUCCAGAGAGGAGGAGGACAAUGGAGGGGAUGCAGGCGUACGGAGCGGGGAAAGCCGGAGGAGCCUUCGACCCCGUCACCUUCCUCCAGCAGCCUCAGACCAUUCUCCGCAUAGUGUCUUGGCUCUUCUCCAUUGUGAUCUUUGGCUGCAUUGCCAAUGAGGGUUAUAUCAAUCGCCCUAAGGAAGUGGAAGAGUACUGCAUCUUCAACCGGAACCAGAAUGCCUGCAAUUAUGGUGUCUUUAUGGGCUCCAUGACCUUCCUCUGCUGUGUUGCAUUUCUGGCUCUGGAUGUCUACUUUCCUCAGAUCAGCAGCGUCAAAGACCGCAAAAAGGCUGUCCUUGCUGAUGUAGGGGUGUCAGCAUUUUGGUCCUUCAUGUGGUUCGUGGGUUUCUGCUUUUUGGCCAACCAGUGGCAGGUGACCAAGCCAGAGGACAACCCCCUGAGAGAGGGAGGAGAUGCUGCCCGGGCAGCCAUCACUUUCGCUUUCUUCUCAGUCUUCACUUGGGCGGGUCAGUGCUUCUUCGCCUUCCAGAAAUACAAGCUGGGGGCUGACUCGGCCCUCUUCUCGCAGGACUACACUGACCCCAGCCAGGACGCAGCCGGAGCCCCCUACACAUCGUUUGGAGGGGAUGACUUGGAGAGCCCGGGUGGUGCAGGGGGCCAGACGAACAGCGACGGGGCCUUCGAUGGCACUGGAGGCUACCAGCGUCAAGACUACUGAGAUGUCAAGUGUCUAAUUUAGACGUCGUGAAAAUGCCCCAAAAUUCUAAUUUCAAGUAUUUUACGUUGUUUCUGUCAAACUGAACGCGAACCGAACCAGUUUUCAAACACUUCUAGUCCAACUUUACGCUAAACUGUUCAAAGUUUUAUUCAGUCACAGGCAUAAUAAUGAUAAGCAGUAGGAAUUGUGGGGAUUGGCUGAUUUUCAUCUGAUGUGUAAGUCAGAAAUUUCAGACAUCGUUCCAGACUCUGAUGUACGUCACACACAACCUCUGGUAUGUUUCUGCACUUUACAUGAACAAGUUCAGAAGAAUCUAAGGUUGUGGAUUACAAAGAGUGAGUGUCACUGUAGGUAUUGAGGACCUGUGGGAGUUUAGGACACUAUUGGCAGAAGGGGAGGUUUGGGGAAAUGGUCAUCCCAAGGCCGACCAAUGUUUGCAAUCAUACAGUUUUGAUCUUUUAAGGUCAGUCGGCACAAUGACUGCAUCAGUGUUGUGUAUAACGCACAUAUACAGACAGAUUCAGGGCACAUUGAAAUUAGAUGCCCGUUUUCGAGGACAAAACCUAAUGGUGUAUUACAGACAAGCAUAUCUGGCAACAAAACACUUUUGUGUAAAAUGAAAAGAGUGUGUGUAUGUGUCUAUUGACAGAUCUAUGUUUUGUUCUUUUUUCUCCUAAUGUGAGAUACGCUGUUUGUCUUUUCUGCGAAGCUCUUUUCUUUUGCUCGAUUGUUGCCUUAGUGCUGACUGUCAAGCAAAUACCAACAUGCAAGAGUACGCCCAACAUACACCACAGUUCACCCUCUGAAUCUUUCAUGUUGAAACUUUAGCUUUAGUUGGAUUUUGUAUUGUUUUAGUCUUUAAGAGCAUGAAGCUCUUGGAACAAAACCGAGCUUCGUCCAUAUUAUGCAGCGUUUCAUUAAAACCAUAUAAGUCAAUGUCUGGUCACUAUACAGAGAACUGCUGUGAAGGAUUUACAGUUUAUUUUUUUCUUAUGGAUUAAAAAAUAAAUUUUCAAAUGAAAGAAUGAUCUACAUCCUGAGUAUUUAUGAACAUGCAUUGCUUGAUUUCCUCAUACAAUAAAGUUUACCUAUAUCUCUGAAUAUACGGUAUGUAAAUCUAUAAUUUACUGUAUUUCAAUGUUUGACAGAAAGAGUUUGCUUUAUUUUAGGGCACAAUUCUAGUCCUGUAAAAAUAAUCUGAAAAUAAAUAAAGAAGUUUUAUUGUCUAUUGAGUGUUUGUGUGACUAUAU